AGCGGAUGUUGCGUCACGAUAAAAGAGCACUGUGAGGCUUUCUUUGAGAGUUGGGUCUAUUACUGAACAGUCAAGACUCAAGUGUCUACAGCAUGGAGUGGUGCAGGAAAAAACAUUGGCCAAUACUGGUGGCAGGCAUUAUGAGUUGGGCUUGUGCCAUCUCCCUCACCAUCAGCGGGAUGUACAUAAUCUUCACCCACUCCCACGGUAGAGAAGUGAAAAAGGGAUGGGUGCACCGUGACGUCCAAGUGACUCAACAAGGCUGGCGGACAGCGGGGAAUGGCAUGACGAUGAUAAUCGGAGGCUGUGUCUUCAACGGGAUACUGUUGACUUUGAUCCUGGUGUGUUUGAGGAAGGGGCUGCGGCAGCAGCGGCGCCAACGGAUGAAGCUGCAGCAUCGUCAAGUUAAGGUCAUGGAAUCACCACCAGAUUACGAUACAGCUAUCAAGGAAGACAUGCCUCCUUCUUAUUCUUCGUUGAAUCUUGCCUCAACCACCACCGCCGCCAGCUCCACCUCCAUUUCCACCUCCACCUCCAUCUCCAGCUACAGCUCACCUUCCCCUUCCUCUUCCCCUCCCUUCUCGUUCGCUACCUACGACCUGUCUCCGCUACUCAAUGCUCAACGAGUCACUUCUGUAUAGAUGUCAGUUUUGAUGUGACGGCUGGUGUUGUUGCCUUUUGUUUUGUUAAGAAUCUCUCAUUAGCAAAUGUGUUUGUUGGUACUUACUUGUGGUAUUAUUAGUUACCACUGUAUUAGUAGAGGGCUUGGUAUCAAACUAGUUGAAAUUCAAUAAAGGUACACUUGGAUUUUAA
Messenger RNA from Portunus trituberculatus (swimming crab), 813 nucleotides. RefSeq lists its product as uncharacterized. The transcript has 3 exons. Lineage: Eukaryota; Metazoa; Arthropoda; Malacostraca; Decapoda; Portunidae. Bases 93 to 641 code for a protein of 182 amino acids. The record is from RefSeq and is a predicted model, not a curated record.